GUUUCAUUUUACUCGCGAAUUUGGUCUACGAGCUCCCGGGAACAACAGAAGAGGACGCGGCAGCUAUUUUUUGUUCUGUCCCGCUCUUCAAAAUACUUUUGAUGUGUACAGUGACGCCCGGAUUUAAAGUCGGCGAAGUGGGAAUAUGAGAGCUGGUUAGUUUGAGCUGUAAACAGGUGGCCGACAAUACCGAUCAUGCAGCAUCCUUUGGACAUUGGGGCGCUUUACUGUCCUGCGGAAAUUCAGCCCGAUCACGGGACGCAUCGCUACCGGAGUUUCAUGAUUGAAGAGAUUCUCACUGAUCACCAUCCUGAACACAAAGUUGGGGCUCCGACUCGAGAGCUCCUUAAAUUCGGAGUACACGCGCUCCUCUCCACUCGUGCAUUCCGUAACCAAAUGGCGUUAAAGGCUGACCAGACUAACCUUGUGAAGUUCCCCUUAUCCCCGCUGCCCUGCACACUGAGCUCCCCGUUCGGCUCGCCACUACUAUCGGCGGCCGCAAACCUUCAUGUCGGCGUGCCAUCGCACCACCUGCCUCUUGACCCUCACCUCCGGGGAAAAUUGGACCAUGGAUCUGACGGAACCGGCAAAAGCAAGAAGGGCCGCCGAAGUCGAACCGUGUUCACCGAAUUACAGUUAAUGGGACUAGAAAAACGCUUCGAGAAGCAGAAAUAUCUGUCCACCCCUGAUAGAAUAGACCUCGCGGAGUCUUUGGGUCUCAGUCAACUCCAAGUCAAAACGUGGUACCAGAACAGAAGGAUGAAAUGGAAGAAAAUUGUGCUGCAGGGGGGAGGUUUGGAGUCACCAACUAAACCAAAAGGCCGUCCAAAGAAGAAUUCAAUUCCGAGCAAUGAGCAACUCUCUGCAACUCUGCCCAAAAAAUCAAAUUCUGCUACUGAACGCCAGGCGGAAUGCUCGAGCUCUCAUUCCAAGAACACUCAGUCGGAAGGACUUCAUUGAUUCGUUCGAGCCCAGCGACACGAAUUCAGAAUUCGAAUGCUGUGUUAAAGAAGCUGGAGUUUUGGUGCCUUCUUUUUCAACAAAAAUCUCAGGACAACCUGAGCUGUACAACAUAUAUUGUCUUCUUUUAAAACAAAAAUCUCAGGACAACCUGAGCUGUACAACAUAUACUCCAGCAAAGU
Molecule: messenger RNA, 1142 nt
Organism: Hippocampus comes (tiger tail seahorse)
Lineage: Eukaryota; Metazoa; Chordata; Actinopteri; Syngnathiformes; Syngnathidae
Gene: barx1
Product: BARX homeobox 1
Exons: 4
Coding region: 196-960 (254 amino acids)
Biological process (GO): regulation of DNA-templated transcription
Molecular function (GO): DNA-binding transcription factor activity, RNA polymerase II-specific; DNA binding
Source: RefSeq, a predicted model, not a curated record